AUUAACCAAUGAUGAUGAUUGGUUAAAAGCUAAAUAACAUGGUGUUUAAAGACAUGAUCCGUACCAUUUCUCACUCGAGAAGCGAGGGAAAUUGGCAAAGAAAUCGCAAUUCACACGCAAGGCAGACAGAUCUGGCUGUUUAUCAUCGUACCCAAUUCGAUCGAACAUCGAAAAGUUCCCAACUUUUGCUCUGAAAGUCGAAGAACGAGGGAAGACAUCACGACGAUGAAGGCGGCGAAGAGGCCGAUCCACACGGUGGCUACAUGGGUUCGACGGCAACCGCCGAAGGGGAAGACGUUGUGGAUGGCGAUUGAUUGCCCAAAUAUUUUCCUCAGGAUGAUUGUUCACGACCACGACAACCUCUUCGUCGCCGCCGAGGCUGUUCAUGCCCUCGGUAUCUCCGUCCUCAUCUACAAGAUCAUGAAGGAGAAGACCUGCGCUGGACUGUCACUGAAAUCACAGGAGCUUACGGCUCUGUUUCUUGCCGUGAGGCUCUAUUGCAGUUUUGUCAUGGAAUUCGAUAUUCAUACAUUGCUCGAUUCUGCAACUUUGGUGACUACCCUUUGGGUCAUCUAUAUGAUCCGGUUUAAGCUUAGACCCAGUUACAUGGAGGACAAGGACAAUUUCGCUAUCUACUAUGUCGUUAUCCCUUGCGCCAUUCUAUCUGUGCUUAUUCACCCGACAACACAUCACCACAUAAUCAACAGGAUUGCUUGGGCUUUCUGUGUUUACCUCGAGGCCGUUUCAGUUCUUCCUCAACUCAGAGUCAUGCAAAACACAAAGAUCGUGGAGCCAUUCACCGCACAAUAUGUGUUUGCUUUGGGGAUAGCUAGGUUCUUGAGCUGUGCACACUGGGUUCUUCAGGUGUUGGACACACGAGGGCAGUUACUGACUGCGUUAGGGUACGGGUUAUGGCCGAUAAUGGUCCUCAUCUCGGAAAUCGUCCAGACAUUCAUUCUUGCCGACUUCUGCUACUACUACGUCAAGAGUUUGAUGGGAGGGCAGCUCGUUCUUCGUCUCCCCUCGGGCGUGGUGUAAAUCCCGGGAUACCGGCUGAACUUGUCGCCGGAAAAGUCGCCGGAGAUGAAGGAGAAUAUGGUUGCACUCGUUAGAGGAGUGUAAAGAAAAGGAGUCGAUUAGAGGUUACUAAGGUAAUAUUUAAAUUUAGCUACUGCUUAUUAUAAAUAAGCAAAAAAGAAAUUAAAUUAGUGCCAAUAUCCUUAGGCGAGGCCUCCCACGUGGGACGAAAAUCUUCAUUCUCAUCCACAUUUUUUUUUUUUGUAUUUUU
Molecule: messenger RNA, 1288 nt
Organism: Tarenaya hassleriana
Lineage: Eukaryota; Viridiplantae; Streptophyta; Magnoliopsida; Brassicales; Cleomaceae
Product: putative ER lumen protein-retaining receptor C28H8.4
Exons: 7
Coding region: 226-1038 (270 amino acids)
Biological process (GO): protein retention in ER lumen
Cellular component (GO): membrane
Molecular function (GO): ER lumen protein retrieval receptor activity
Source: RefSeq, a predicted model, not a curated record